AUGCUCACCCACGAUUCGAAGAUCAUCAUUGUCGGCGGAGGUGUGUUCGGCCUCAGCACUGCUCUGUGGCUUGCGCGCGGAGGCUACCGAGACAUCACCAUCUUUGACCGAUGCGCCUUCGACAAAAACCACUACGAUCCAUCCAGAGGCUGUGAUGGCGCCUCUGCCGAUAUCAACAAAGUGUUUCGUAUGGCCUAUGCGGAGCGCCAAGACUACCAAGAUCUUGCCAUUGAAGCCCGCAACUACUGGCUCUCGUGGAACAAGGCGGUCGCCGAAUUGGACGCCUCGAGCCUCCCAGAGGGUUUGACUCCUGAGGACAAGCUGUUCCUGGAGUGCGGAUCUUACUUCCUUGCCGAGGGUCCCACGCUCAGAGAUUACUAUGCCGAGAGCCUGGAAACGAUGGGGAAGACGGCACCCGAGUUCCGCAAAAUGCAAUUUGUCAAGGGUAACGCCGAAGAUGAGAGACGGCUACAGAAGAUCGACCCUAAGUGGGUGGAGAAGUUGCAUAUCAUUGACAAGAUCAAUGAUGGGAACACAAACGGGUUUCUCGAUAUCCAAGGCGGUGUCACAAUUGCAGACAAGUCGUGUGUUUAUGCACGGUAUCUCUGCGGGAAAGCAGGUGUCAAGUUUGUUCUAGGUGACCCGGUUGGAAAGCUUUCCAGCCUAAUCACCGAGAACAACGGAAGAGAGAAGCGAGUCGCGGGAAUCAAGACUUGCGAUGGACUCCGCCACUUUGGAGACCUGGUGAUAGUUGCUGCUGGAAGCUGGACUGCGUCGAUCAUCCCAGAGGCACACUUGACCGUCGAAGCUACAGCUGGCACCGUAAUGUUUGUCGACAUUCCCGAAUAUCGCCAAGACCUGUGGGAACGCUUCCAUCCAGACAACUAUCCUGUGUGGUCGUAUCGCAGAGGCGAGGGUGAGAACUACUAUCAAGGAGGCGGCUUCCCAAUAUCGAAGCAGGGGCGACUCAAGUUUGGCUUCCGUGGCCGCAAGUUCACCAACUUCCAACCCCAUCCAACGCAGCCAGACUUGCAAAUCUCGACUCCUCGAACCAAGUACACCGAGAAUCGUAUCAACACCGUACCCUUGUACGGGCUGUCACGGAUGAAAAAGGUCAUCGCGCAAGCCUUUCCGGAGCUUGUGGAGUUUGGCUUCACAGACAGCAGGCUGUGCUGGUACACGGACAGCAUUGACAAUGACUACGUCAUCGACUAUGUUCCCGGAUAUUCGGACUCGCUCUUCAUCUGUACUGGUGGCUCUGGGCACGCUUUCAAAUUCCUCCCGGUCCUCGGCAAGCAUGUCAAAAAUCAGGUCGAGCGUGUGCCCGACCAAUUUACUCCAUUCUGGAAGUGGCGCGUGGCCAAAGAGGGCAAACCCAACAACGGACUUGCAGACGGCGCAGAUGGUCCCAGGGAGAUGUCGAAGCUUGAACUUGCGUCAGCCCGGGACUUCAAAAUGAAGGAGAUUUCACUUCUCAAACUCUGA
Messenger RNA from Thyridium curvatum, 1485 nucleotides. RefSeq lists its product as uncharacterized. Gene Ontology annotation, molecular function: flavin adenine dinucleotide binding; sarcosine oxidase activity. Bases 1 to 1485 code for a protein of 494 amino acids. The record is from RefSeq and is a predicted model, not a curated record. The transcript has 14 exons. Lineage: Eukaryota; Fungi; Ascomycota; Sordariomycetes; Thyridiales; Thyridiaceae.